Messenger RNA from Colletotrichum destructivum, 207 nucleotides. RefSeq lists its product as uncharacterized. The record is from RefSeq and is a predicted model, not a curated record. Bases 1 to 207 code for a protein of 68 amino acids. NCBI's taxonomy places the organism in Eukaryota, Fungi, Ascomycota, Sordariomycetes, Glomerellales, Glomerellaceae. The transcript is spliced from 2 exons.
AUGUUCCAAUCUGUCGUUUUUGACGACGAGGGCCGCUUCGUGUGCCUCCAAUCGUUCCUGCCUGCCCCCCUUGACCCUGAGGUCGAAGCCGUUUUCGACCUCCCUGAGGAGGAUUUCCUCGCCCUUUCCGCCGAGAUCUGCCGGGCCAAGAGAGAGGAGGAGAAGCCCAAGCCCCGCCCUCGAACCCGGACCCGAGCCCGAGCCUGA